Monomorium pharaonis (pharaoh ant) is the source of this 747-nucleotide messenger RNA. RefSeq lists its product as uncharacterized. Bases 1 to 747 code for a protein of 248 amino acids. The transcript has a single exon. The record is from RefSeq and is a predicted model, not a curated record. NCBI's taxonomy places the organism in Eukaryota, Metazoa, Arthropoda, Insecta, Hymenoptera, Formicidae.
AUGACAGACAUUUUAAACGUCAAAGACGAGCCGAUCUUUGACGAUCGCAUCGUCAAGAUCGAGACUCACACGUACAAUCCGUUCGCCAAUACAACGUUCGAACACAGCGACGAGAUAAGAAUACCUAUACAACAGCAAGAUUUAUACACGUUGCCAUCUCAAAGUUUUCUAUACGUUGAGGGAAAACUUACGAUAAGAAAACCAGUUGCGGGAUCUGAUGUGAUAUUGGGAAAUAAUUGCAUCGCUUUCAUGUUCGAUGAGAUUCGAUACGAGCUCGACGGUGUAGAGAUUGAUCGUAACAGGAACGUUGGAAUAACCAGCUCGCUCAAGAACUAUGUAACUAUGUCAUCCGAUAGAAUUAUGAUUGCGAGUAACGCUGGCUGGGAUCCGUGGAAUCCUACAAACGGAUACUUUAAUUUUUGCGUACCGCUCAAGAUGCUACUGGGAUUUUGUGAAGAUUACAGACGCGUGGUGAUUAAUGCUCGUCACAAAUUGAUUUUGAUACGCGCGCGCAACGAUAACAAUUGUCUAGUUGGCGAUCCGGCGCGGGAGCCGGAAAUUGAAUUAUUCAAAGUACAGUGGCGAAUGCCACACGUCCUGCUGAACGAGAUAAAUAAACUGGCGAUGCUGCGUGCUCUGGAAAGCGGACGAUACCUGAGCAUGGCUUUUCGUUCGUGGGAUCUAUACGAGUUUCCACUACUGCAGCGCACGACCAAACAUUCGUGGGCCAUCAAGACCGCUACUUAG